Molecule: messenger RNA, 423 nt
Organism: Penicillium alfredii
Lineage: Eukaryota; Fungi; Ascomycota; Eurotiomycetes; Eurotiales; Aspergillaceae
Exons: 2
Coding region: 1-423 (140 amino acids)
Source: RefSeq, a predicted model, not a curated record
AUGGAACGCCAUCUCCUGAAAAGGCUCGCUGAUUUGAUAGCUUACAACAAGCGAGGCAUUGCGAUGCGCCAGGGAAAAGGGUUUCUUGCAAAAGCCCAGAAGGCUCGGGUUGAUCGCCAGUUGGUCAAGUUGAAGUCAAAGUUACAGCCGGAGCUAGCAAACUCCAGUGAGAAGCUCACUCUCGAGAAGCUCCAGAAAGCCUCCCACACUGCAACUGUCAAAUGCCCAUUGAGCCGUAUCUUCACGAGCAAAAGGAUCAGCAGCUUGGAAGACGAAGAAGUCGAGCGACUUGCCGCCGAGUCUUCUGCUACCCUGGAAGAGCGAGCUCGCCUGACUAGCGAGAUGGAAAUGUUGCAAGUAGAUUAUGAAGAGCUACGUACAAUAAUGAGGUUUGAGUAUGGCACAAAGAUUGCCUUAUUUUAG